CAUGCUGCAGAGCUGUUUGGUGGCCACAGGCUGACUGGUAGACAUGGCUCAGUUUGCCCAGGUCCUGGCUGAAAUAGGUGACUUUGGACGCUUCCAGAUACAGCUGAUGAUACUGCUGAGUAUCCCCAACUUCCUGUCUGCUUUCUACAUGUUCGGCCAGGUCUUCAUGUUCCAGGAUGAGGCCCACCACUGCUCAGUGGCCUGGGUGAAGAACCACACUUUGAACCUGAGUAUCACGGAGCAGCUGACACUGAGCGUGCCUCUGGAUGCUGCAGGCAAGCCCGAGCCCUGCCUCAUGUUCCGGCCGCCCCCCAAUGGUGCCACCCUGGAGGAGAUCCUCAGCCACCGCUUCAAUGAGACACAGCCUUGCGAUGCAGGCUGGGCGUAUCCUGAGGACAGGCCUCUGUCCCUAAAGAAUGAGUUCAACCUGGUUUGUGAUCAGAAGUACCUGAAGGAGACCUCACAGUCGGUGUACAUGGCGGGGCUCCUCGUUGGGGCUCUCAUCUUUGGGCCUCUCUGUGACUGGAUCGGCCGCAAGGCCACUAUCCUAGUGCAGUUGCUACUCUUUGCCAUCAUCGGCCUGACCACAGCCUUCGUGCCCAGCUUUGAGCUCUAUAUGGUCCUGCGUUUUGCUGUGGCUACUGCUGUCGCUGGGUACACCUUCAGCAACGUGACCCUGCUUACAGAGUGGGUGGGGCCCUCGAGGAGGACGCAGGCCGUGGUCCUGGCCCAGUGCGCCUUCUCCGUGGGGCAGAUGGCGCUGGCAGGACUUGCCUAUGGCAUCCGAAACUGGAGGCUUUUCCAGAUAGCGGGCACUGCACCUGUCUUGCUGCUCUUCUUCUACUUCUGGGCUCUGCCAGAGUCAGCACGGUGGCUUCUGACCCGGGGAAGGGUAGAGGAAGCUAAACAAGUGAUCCAGAAGGCAGCCUCAGUCAACAAGCGGAAACUCUCCCCAGAGCUCCUGAGCCAGCUCGUCCCAGAGAAGAUGGGCCCUUCAGGGAAUGCCCUGGAUCUGUUCAGACACCCCCAGCUCCGGAAGGUGACCCUGAUCCUCUUCUGUGUCUGGUUUGUGGACAGCCUGGGGUACUUUGGCCUGAGCCUCCAGGUCGGUGACUUUGGCCUGGACAUCUACCUGACGCAGCUAGUCUUCGGAACUGUUGAGGUGCCCGCUCGCUACUCCAGCAUCUUCAUGAUGCAGCGGUUGGGCCGCAAGUGGAGCCAGAUGCUGACUCUGGUUCUGGGCGGCCUCAUGUGCAUCACCAUCGUCUUUGUCCCAGCAGAUCUUCCAGUGGUGGUCACUGUGCUGGCUGUGGUGGGCAAGUUCGCCACGGCCUCCGGCUUUACCAUCUCCUACGUGUACUCUGCUGAGCUCUUCCCCACUGUCAUCCGGCAGACGGGCAUGGGGCUGAUGGGCAUCUUCUCGAGGAUUGGGGGUAUCCUCACCCCUCUUGUGAUCCUGCUGGGCGAGUACCAGGCAGCCCUCCCUAUGCUCAUCUAUGGCAGCCUCCCCAUCGGGGCAGGCUUACUCUGUGCCCUGCUGCCAGAGACACGUGACCAGCCCCUGAAGGACACCAUCAAGGACCUGGAGCAGGGCCCCCAGCCACGGCCUCCAGAAUUAGCACCUUCAGAAAAGGAGACAAAGGCCUCAGGAAGAACAUCCAAUCCAGGGGCAACUUUUGUGAGCAGUACAUACCUCUAAUUGUGUCUCUGGAGCUGGAGCAGCAGCAGCAGGGAGCUGCCCGAGCAUCCUCUGGAAAAGGCUGGCACCUGCCCACAAGCCCCAACUUGCAGAUGGAGGCAGCACACCCUGGCCUGGUCCCCAUGCUGGCUGCUGGCUGGCACAUGGAUGGGCCUCCCUCUUGGUGCUUCUCAUCAACUUUCUCACCCCAGCACACUCCCAAACCCUGUUCGUGGUAGGACCUCAGGUGUAUCUUGGACUUCACUUGUUCUCUGAUUAUCUUGUGGGAGUAUGGCUCCUCUGGUCCCCUCAGUCUGGGGUUAGCUCAGAACAGAGCAGAUGCUUAUAGCCUUUCCAAGGAUGUAGGAGGAAAUUGUGAAGCUGUGGCCUCCAUCCAGGCUGGUGGGAGAAAAGGCUGUAGAAGAGAAGAAGGUUGUAGUUUCUUCUCAUGGCUGGGCCAGGUCCUGCUGGCUUGGAUGGAGCUGAUGAGAUAAUAAAAGGCAAGUAGAGGGCAAAAAACAAAUGCAUCUCCCUCCCCCCAAGAUGAGAGUGGGGUACAUGGGACAUUUCUUAGACACUCGGGACUGCCCAAGGACAAAGGAAGGAAAAAGUAAAUGGUCACUUGAUAAAGAUCACAGAUUUUACAAGAAAAGCACAAUCUUAAGAAUAGUCAGACCUUCAGAAACGUAUAAGCUCAAUUUCCUGGAGUCCUAACAUCACCUCCGUCCCCCCAUAUAGGAUUUAAAAAAAAAAGACCUAUAGAAUCAAUCAUUCCUCACACUUAGAAUACAGCCCUUUCUGCCCAAGGGGUCCUGUUGCCAUGCUUUAAUAAAAUCCCCUCCCCUUUUUUUU
This is a messenger RNA of Lutra lutra (Eurasian river otter), 2530 nucleotides long. RefSeq names its product solute carrier family 22 member 13 (gene SLC22A13). Gene Ontology annotation, molecular function: transmembrane transporter activity. Gene Ontology annotation, biological process: transmembrane transport. The record is from RefSeq and is a predicted model, not a curated record. Gene Ontology annotation, cellular component: membrane. Lineage: Eukaryota; Metazoa; Chordata; Mammalia; Carnivora; Mustelidae. The transcript has 10 exons. Bases 44 to 1699 code for a protein of 551 amino acids.